Molecule: messenger RNA, 951 nt
Organism: Vicia faba (fava bean)
Lineage: Eukaryota; Viridiplantae; Streptophyta; Magnoliopsida; Fabales; Fabaceae
Source: the annotation of a GenBank genome assembly
AUGGGAAACUCCUCCAAGGACAAUUCCGCCGUCAACUCCGGCGACGCUUCUCCCGCCGACGCUCCUCCCUCCGAUUCAAGCACAUACUCCGAGGGCGAGAAAGUCCUUGCUUAUCAUGGUCCCCGCAUCUACGAAGCAAAGGUGCAAAAGGCGGAGAUCAGAAAGAAUGAAUGGAGAUACUUUGUUCACUACCUUGGCUGGAAUAAAAAUUGGGACGAAUGGGUAGGUGAGAGCCGUUUAAUGAAACAUACCGAAGCAAAUGUUGUGAAACAACAUGCCUUAGAUAAAAAGCAAGGUGUAGACAAGAAUGUUAGGUCUGGGCGUUCAACUCAAGGAAAGGCCAAAAGUUCUACAGAUGCCAAAGUGGAUAAAGAAGACAUCAGGAAUAAUGUGUCAAAAGGAAAAAAACGAAAGAAUGAUUCAGGAAUUGAGAAGGGCAGCGGGAAUGUUGAAAAGCUUUUUAAAAUUCAAAUCCCUGCAUCAUUAAAGAAACAACUUGUUGAUGACUGGGACUUUGUUAAUCAGCAAGAUAAGCUUGUGAAACUUCCUCGUUCGCCCACUGUUGAUGAAAUUCUGACAAAGUAUCUUGAAUACAAGUCAAAGAAAGACAGCAUGGCGGCUGAUUCAACAGGGGAAGUUUUGAAAGGUAUAAGGUGUUAUUUUGAUAAAGCAUUGCCUAUGAUGCUCUUAUAUAAAAAAGAACGCAAGCAAUGUAAUGAAGCAGUUGUGGACAGUGUGUCUCCAUCAACCAUAUAUGGGGCUGAACAUUUAUUACGCCUCUUUGUUAAGCUGCCUGAGCUUUUGGCAUAUGUGAACAUUGAAGAGGAAACGUUAAACCGCUUGCAGCUGAAACUACUUGACUUUCUCAAGUUCUUGCAGAAAAAUCAAAGCACUUAUUUUCUCUCAGCAUAUGAUGGGACAAAAGGAAAAGGAAAGGGAAGGGAUGAAUGA